AUGUUCACUGCAUUAAAGAAAUUAAUUUAUUCAGUGGGACAGGAAGAAUAUGUUAAAAGUUUUGAUUGUGGAAUAGCUUUUGUUCAAAUAAUUUCAAUAGAAGGUUUUAAUGGUUCAGUUAAAAAGAUUGCAGAUAUUAUAAAAAAUAUUAUAUGUGAAAGUGAUGAAUACUAUUAUAUUUUGGCAAAAAGACCUAAAAAAAUUAAAGAUCUAUUAAAACAGCGUGAUAAACGGUCUAUUGAAAGAUUUAAUUGCAAUGGGAUACUUAAAAUUAAAAUAGAUAUUGAUUCAAAAACUGCUAUUGUUCAACUUUACCAUGAUUUAAUUUAUGAUAGAUCAGAAAAGUUUAAUAUAAAUCAAGAGAUUAAAAGCUUUAUAAAAGAUAGACUUUGUCAAACACCUGCAGAAAUAUUUAGUCAAUUAGAAAUCAAUAAUCUCAACUUAACACAAAAACAAUGCUACUACUGGUAA
Rhizophagus irregularis DAOM 181602=DAOM 197198 is the source of this 471-nucleotide messenger RNA. RefSeq lists its product as uncharacterized. Lineage: Eukaryota; Fungi; Glomeromycota; Glomeromycetes; Glomerales; Glomeraceae. The record is from RefSeq and is a predicted model, not a curated record.